AUGAUUGAGGCCGGAAAGGUGUCGUGGAGCAAGUUCUUGACAUUUGAUCCUGUUUCACUCCCUGAUGAUAUUGUCAUUCGGCUUACACCGAGUUUAUAUAUUGACGAGGUGAAGAAAGUCGCCAUGUUUUGUGGUAAGAGGUUGUAUUGCCACAUAGUUUGCAUCAUUGGAGAGGACGGAUACAAAGGGGACGUGAAUCUCCAAGAAGGUUCCGAAGAAAGUUGUUCGGCAUCACGUCAUGUGUUGUGCUCUUAUGUUCCAAGUUUAGUGCAAAUCAAGGAAGCUAAAGACGGCCAAAGGGAGGAGAGAAAACAAAGUGAUUUAGAAAAGCUUCGUUAUGAUGAAAUGAUGUCGAGACUUUCCUUCUUUGAGAGAAGGUGCAAAACGCUUGAAAAUUCGUAA
Microthlaspi erraticum is the source of this 402-nucleotide messenger RNA. NCBI's taxonomy places the organism in Eukaryota, Viridiplantae, Streptophyta, Magnoliopsida, Brassicales, Brassicaceae. The record is from the annotation of a GenBank genome assembly.